CGGGCAAUGUUACUUCCGGAGCUGCGGAGACGGGAGGCGCUGCCUGUAGCUGUGGGUUCCGGCCUAGCGCGCCCCUAAGAGCGUUUUGGAGAAAUCGGUUCCUCUGGACCCGCUUCCACCAGCGCAGACCCGCCGAGCCGGGCGCCACGCCGCCCCUCGGCCGGACGCCGAUGCCCGCCGAGCCCGGGAGGCCCCGCAGCGGGGCCGGGCCAUGAGCCUGCUGGGCGGCCUCGCCCCCUCGCCGUUCAGGGCCAAGAUGAAAAGGCUCCCGAGGCGGAGCCAGAACGAGAAGUACCGGCUCAAGUACCUGCGGCUGCGAAAAGCCGCCAAAGCCACGGUGUUUGAAAAUGCUGCUAUUUGUGAUGAAAUCGCUCGUCUUGAGGAAAAAUUUCUUAAAGCAAAAGAAGAAAGACGGUACCUGCUGAAGAAGCUCCUGCAGCUGCAGGCUCUGACUGAAGGGGAAGUGCCGCCUGCCACUCCCGCUCACAGCUCCAGUCUGCCCCUGGCUUACGGGGUGGCCAGCUCUGUGGGAACCCUGCAGGGAGCUGGGUCCAGUUCCGGGCCUGGCACUGGGGCUGAGGAACCAUUUGGGAAGAAAUCCAAGAAGGAGAAAAAAGAAAAAGGCAAAGAGAACAACAAACUGGAAGUUCUGAAGAAAACAUCCAAGAAAAAGAAAAUGGAGGGAGGUGCUCGCAAGCUGGUUCAGCCCAUUGCCCUGGAUCCCUCAGGACGGCCCGUGUUCCCCAUCGGACUGGGGGGUCUAACAGUGUAUAGCCUGGGGGAGAUCAUCACCGACCGCCCUGGCUUCCAUGACGAGAGUGCCAUCUACCCUGUGGGCUACUGCAGUACUAGAGUGUAUGCCAGCAUGAAGUGCCCGGGCCAGAAGUGUCUGUACACCUGUCAGAUCAAGGAUGGUGGUGCGCAGCCUCAGUUUGAAAUCGUUCCUGAAGAUGACCCUCAGAAUGCCAUUGUCAGCUCUUCUGCAAACGCCUGUCACGCAGAACUGCUCAAGGCCAUAAGCGCUACUACGGGGAAAUUAAUGUCUAACCUGCUUCCAUCUGGAGCUGACUUUUUUGGGUUUUCUCAUCCGACUAUCCACAACCUGAUCCAGAGCUGUCCAGGAGCUCGAAAAUGUGUCAAUUACCAGUGGGUGAAAUAUGAUGUGUGCAGACCUGGAGAUGGGCAGCUGCCCCAAGGACCGCUGGAGAAUGAUGCAGCUAUAAGCUUUGAGGCCUUUCAGAGACAGACCUUUGAUGAAGAUCAUAGUGAUCCUAUUCUACAAGGAUCCCUGGACCUCCCGGAGCUUCAGCCCACAGCCUUUGUGUCUUACCCGCCCAUGUUCCUGGCAGACGAGCCCCUGGUAGAGGACCACCUACAGCACCUGAAGUCUCCGUCGCAGUGCAGCCCAGCACACUCUUCAGAUUGACCGAGAAUGAAUCUGGAUCAGAUACCACUUUUUCAUCAUGAUGACUUUAACUUCAGCUAAAACUUAACAUACAUGGAAAGAGGCAGCAACUUAAAAGUGAAGAUUAACACAUUUUGUCGUGGAGUUUUCCCUGAGAAAAACUUCACCUGCUUUAUUUUUAGUAAUAAACUUCUCUUGACAAC
Pipistrellus kuhlii (Kuhl's pipistrelle) is the source of this 1608-nucleotide messenger RNA. RefSeq names its product transforming growth factor beta regulator 1 (gene FYRD1). The record is from RefSeq and is a predicted model, not a curated record. The transcript is spliced from 9 exons. Gene Ontology annotation, cellular component: nucleus. Gene Ontology annotation, biological process: regulation of cell cycle. NCBI's taxonomy places the organism in Eukaryota, Metazoa, Chordata, Mammalia, Chiroptera, Vespertilionidae. Bases 212 to 1426 code for a protein of 404 amino acids.